CUCCAAUUGCCAAGUCCCCGCCACAUAGCUCAAUCGCCGACGUCCAAUAAACACUCAAUUAGUGACAAGUCCGCCAAAGGAGUGCUCCCGAACCUCACCCCCUUGAUUGAAGGAGGAGAGAAGGAAGAUGUACGAAGACUCCUGGUACAACUUUGUGCCGGAUGUUCAGAACAAAAAAGCAAGCUCCUCCCAGGUCCAAGGAACACAUCGUAGGAAAGAAUCUUUGCUGCAGCAACCAAAUGGCCCCGAUAAAACCUCAGACGUGGCCAGCCGCCUCGCCGGUGUAAAUGAGGAGAGCGAAGAUGACAGCCCGCCCGAGCCGGCGCUGAGCCGGCGCGCAAAGUCCUACUCCGACUUCUACGAUAUUGUGCGGGAGCACCUCGCCGAUAACACACCCAAGAAAAGCAAGAAGAGAAAGCAAAAGAAGCAAAGGAGCCUGGAAGGAUUGGCCGUACCAGAGUCAGCCCAAAGCCAAACGCUUGUAACAGGCGAUGGCCCAUUCGACGCCGAUGCGUGGCGGGAGUUGGAGGACGAACUACUCCAGGCGAGCCAGGGAGAGUACGCGACGUACCGCGACAAGCUGGCGCUGACGGAAAGACACCUCGAUACGCUGAUCGAGGAUACAGACGGCGCGCUCAAGAUCCUGGCCUCCCUGGCAGAGUCGUUCCGCGCCGUCGAGGAGCAGACCUCGUCCUUCAAGGCGCAGUGCGAUGACCUGCUCUCCGAGCAGCGGAGGCUGGAGAAGAUUGCCGAUGACGUGCGCUCCGACUUUUACUACUAUGCAUACCUGGAGGAGGUUACUCGGCGACUGAAUGCACCCGGUGCGAGCCGGUUGGCUGACGGCGCACCGUUUGCUGAAAUGUUGACCAACCUGGAGGCCUGCAUCGAAUUUAUGUCAUCUCAUCCCACAUACCGCGAUGCCGAAUCAUACCAGGCACGCUAUCAAGCUCUGCUCACCAAAGCCUUGCAUCUGCUCGAAGUCGGCUUCACCGCACUCCUGGAUAAGGUCUCGGGGGAGAUAUCAAAGCAGAUCGCGGCGACACAAUCUGAGUCUGCCCGUCACGCGCUUGCUUACGGUCGCUUCGAGGAGAUGAUGCUGGACUCGUACUCGCUAAUACCCAACAUUCAAAAGGUGGUGGGGGAGGCCUACGACCGCUUGGGCAACCCCAAGUCCGGUCUCUGCGCUGCCACUUACGCCAACACCGCCGACAACAUGUUCCGGUCCUACCUUUCCGCACGUGAACUGGACUUGAAGCCGCUCAGCCAAGCCGACGUCGAGACACUCAAGAAGGAGGCCGCGGAGGAGUCGGUCGAGACGGCAUCGCGCAACUACGUCAAGCAGUGCUUCGAGCGGUCGCAUAACGAGCUCCUUCUUUUUGCACGCGUCUUUGGCCUUGAGCCGCAGUACAGCACCGACCAGGCGUCGGCGUUUGCGACCAUCAAGGCCCACCGCGGAGACGCCGUCAGUGCCAUCAACGUGGCACCCAUAGCAACCAACCUGCAGGCCAUCCUGGCGCCUGUCGAGCUCCAGAUACUCUGUGAGGUCAUUGGCUGGAUGACGGACGAAUAUUUGACCAUUGAUUAUGAUGAGAUUGACGAAAGCGACAUGUCAGUCGCGCUGCACCGCCAGGAGAUGACGGCUAGGGUGCUGGGUGAGCACCUGUGGCAGUUUGCCGACGGUGUUUUCGAGGCCGAGGUGGCCAAGCUCAUCAGCAAGGCGCCCGUAGUGCCCGAAUCUUUGAAGAUCGAGCCGGUCGCAGCUGGGGGCGGCGCGUCGUCAAAUGCGUACCCCCCUGUCAAGACGGCGCUACGACUGCUCGUCUUGUUCGACCAGUGCAUGCCUAAGGAGAGAUGCCAAGGAAGCAGUCCGGUGGUAUUCAAGAUCGUAAAGGAGUCGAUAGCAGCGCUCCAUCGCGCCGAAGCACGAAUAAAAUCCAUCAAAAACGGCACAGACGCGGACCUUUUUAUGAUCAAGAACCUGCUAAUCCUCAAGAACGAGCUGAUGACUCUGGAGAUCGGCGACGUGAGGGAUGGCCAGGGGGCGGGUAUGGAGCACUUUGGACAGAUCUGGAACACGCUCUCGGCCGCGCAGGACUGGGUUGGCUACUUCAGCAGCUUCAUACCGGGCGCGUCACUGUUCUCACGUGGCUCGCCGGCACCCGGAGGCGGCGGGACCACGCCCACACUCCGUGCUUCAGGCAGCGGUGCGCAGGCCGGCGGCAAUGGAGCGCAGACUCAGGACGCCGGCGAGCAGCUGGACAAGCUGCUGCGACAGUCAAUUUACGCCUUCACCCGGCGGUGGGGAGCGCUGGUCAAUGAGGCGCAGUCGCGGAGCAAGCUGGGUGGUAAGAACAUGGCCAAGGUUGAGAGGGAGCUGGAGGAGCUCCUGCAGACGGCGUUUAGCAACCAGCCAGAGGUCAUAGCAAAGCUCAAGGAGGCCAUCCAGAUCAAUGCGCAGGCGCUGGGAGAGAAGGGGAGCAAGGUUACGCGGGUAUGAAGUUUUAAUUUAGUGGUGUGUGUAAAACUUUUAAACCUUUUCACGGUUUUAAAAUCCGAAAUAUGGCUUGCAAGGCUUGUUGUUAAUGGCAUACAGUCUGGUGCAUCAAUCGCCAGCAAAGGGGAGUUCCUGUUGCCUAUGUACCACCCGACGGUAGCUUUCGCAAGACAAGGAACGCAGAACAAAAAAAAAUAACGAUUCAAAAAAUGAAAGUCAAAAGAACAUACAACACCGAGGAUUCCCC
Molecule: messenger RNA, 2741 nt
Organism: Pyricularia oryzae 70-15
Lineage: Eukaryota; Fungi; Ascomycota; Sordariomycetes; Magnaporthales; Pyriculariaceae
Exons: 4
Coding region: 128-2497 (789 amino acids)
Biological process (GO): Golgi organization; intra-Golgi vesicle-mediated transport; autophagy
Cellular component (GO): cis-Golgi network; membrane; COG complex
Source: RefSeq, a predicted model, not a curated record